AUGCACGUCACAAUCAAAACAUUGCAACGGACCUUCGUUACCGACCCUGAGGGAUGGCAGGGCCGGAGCUUAUACUUCGACAAACUCUUCUCUGGAAAAUGGGGCGACAAACAAGAGGAUGGCUCAUACUUCAUUGAGACUGACGCCAACAUAUUCGAACACAUCCUACGGUAUCUCCGUACUGGUGUUUUGCCGGUUUUCUAUGACAGACUGGCAGGCCACGACUUCCCUCUGUACCAAGCUCUGCUCGAAGAAUCAAAAUAUUUCGCUAUUGACAGACUAGAAAAGUGGCUAUGCGAGCGGAAAUACCUGGAGGCUGUCAAGAUAGAAUACAUAGCUAAGGAGACUCAGGAUCGAAGGUCCUACGAAAAGCACACUACAAGCUGGCCCAAUGGUCACACAUCUAUGCUGGAGAAUCACUUUGUUGAGAUCACGACAAGAAGCAAUACGGAGACCACAAUCCUUCCUGUGACAGUACAGCGGAACAACUUCUAUUGCCCGGACGCAAAGCAUGGCAAGAGUACCGAAGGAUACUGCAGGAGCUGUGUUGGUCGAGCACGGGAGCAAGGAAUCCCUGGGAUUGGUGGGUGGAGAACGGAGGAUGAACUCAUUUGGUGUAUCGUGCAAAAAGAAGUCGUUUUCGACCACGAUCUCUGCGUCAAUGCAUUUCGAGAUGAUGAAUAG
Clonostachys rhizophaga is the source of this 684-nucleotide messenger RNA. The record is from the annotation of a GenBank genome assembly. Lineage: Eukaryota; Fungi; Ascomycota; Sordariomycetes; Hypocreales; Bionectriaceae.